GGGAAAACAAUCGACUACAACUAGUUGCCAACAGCUGAUGCGCUCCACCACGAGCCGGCAGUUAAAUUUUUUGUUAAAAUGCUGAAAUAUGAAUUUCUGCACGGCUUGCAGAAGCGCAGUCAUUACCUCCGACAGCUCUCCGGCCAAUUCUUCAGUCGAUCCUACAGCAGCAAAAUCAGAAACAUUGGUAUUCUGGCGCACAUCGAUGCGGGCAAAACAACGACGACAGAACGGAUGCUGUUCUAUGCCGGCAAGACCAGGACACUGGGUGAAGUGCAUCGGGGCAACACAGUUACGGAUUACCUAACCCAAGAGCGGGAAAGAGGCAUAACGAUCUGCAGUUCAGCGGUUACCUUUGCAUGGAACGGACACCGUAUCAAUUUGUUGGACACACCGGGUCACAUUGACUUUACCAUGGAGGUGGAACAGUCCCUAUACGCCGUCGACGGUGUGGUCGUAGUACUUGACGGAACUGCCGGUGUAGAAGCACAGACGGUUACCGUGUGGACCCAGGCGGACAAGCACAAGCUCCCAAGGCUAAUAUUUGUCAAUAAGAUGGAUCGCCCCGAUGCGGAUUUUGAAAAGUGCAUUGCUGAUCUCAAAGAGAAGCUGGAAGCCCACCCAGUUUGCUUACAAUACCCAGUUAAAAAUGAGGAUGGAGUAUUAGCCAUAAAUGAUGUGAUAACAUUGGAGCGAUUAACAUGGCAGCAAAAGGAUUUGGGACAGAAGUACAUCCGUAUGAAGUUGGAGCCCUCCGAUGAGCUACGGGAUUUGCAGGAAAAGCGGAAUGAACUAAUUGAUCGGUUGUCGGGAGUGGACGACGAGCUCGCCGAUGUGGUUAUCAGCACAGAAAGCUUCGAUAAAGUUGACAACCACCUCAUAGAAAGGGCCCUGAGAAGGGCCACCGGCCAGCUGAAAGUAGUGCCGGUGCUUCUGGGAUCCGCCUACAAGAAUGUCGGAAUUCAGCGUUUAAUGGAUGCCGUGAAUUCUUACUUACCGGCGCCUGAAGAACGUAACCAAAUCUACGACUGCUUCGGCUCUGAGGUGGCUGGAAAGGUCUUUAAGAUUGUCCAUGACAAGCAGCGAGGAGCUUUGACGCUGGUUCGGAUCCUACGGGGAGAGAUAAAGAAGGGCAUGCGUCUAAUAUCGGCACGUGGCCAGGCAGAGGUGGUGUCCAAGCUGUACGAGCCAUUGGCCGAUGAGUACCGGGAGGUUAAUGCAGUGCAGUCGGGUGAUGUGGUGAUCUGUGCAGGUCUCAAGUCUACAGUCACAGGCGAUCUACUCACUUCUAGUCAGUCAACUCUUAAAAAUGCCCAGAAACGUUUAAAACAAAGUUUGGGAACAACAGAAUCUGUUAUUCCGGAAUUAGAUGACGAGUCGGAGGAGUCAGAGGAUAUGUUCGGACUAGAUCCACAGAUUCCAGACGCUGUAUACUUCUGCUCGAUCGAACCUCCCAGCAUAUCUUCGCAAACGGCCAUGGAACAGGCUCUACGUCAGCUCCAGCGUGAGGAUCCAAGUCUCCGUGUUAGUUACGAUUCCGUAACUGGUCAGACAGUGCUCGGUGGGAUGGGAGAGCUCCACAUGGACAUCAUCAAGUCGCGCAUUCUAAGCGAGUACAAAAUUGAUGUGGAUCUGGGACCUCUCCAGAUCGCCUACAAAGAAACCAUCGAAUCUCCCGCACUCACCACGCUAAGUGUAGAAAAGGAAAUCGCAGGAGCCAAGCAGAAUGUUAGCAUUACCUUGGAACUGGUCAAGGACAAAAGCGAAAUCUUUAGCUUAGAUAAAUCGCCGGAAAAUAUGCCCAAUCUUAACACGCUGAGACCUCGAAUUCUCCAGGUUCUGAAGAAGGGUGCCAUUGGAGCUCUUGAGCGAGGUCCUCGGGUGGGGGGCCAGGUUGUGGACACACAGAUUCGACUUCACAAUGCCACUAUUGGACGGGGCACGGCCGAUUCGUUCGUAAUGGCUACCGCAGCACAAUGCGUCCAGAAAGUACUAAGCACCAGCGGGACUCGGCUGUUGGAGCCCAUCAUGUCCUUGCAGAUUGUAGCUCCUAGUGAACGGAUAUCCGGCAUUAUGGCUGAUUUAUCCCGCCGCAGAGCCCAGAUCAACGAUGUCCUACCAAAGGGUGAACGAAACAAGAUGAUAUUGGUGAAUGCUCCGUUGGCUGAACUCUCAGGAUACUCGAGUGCCUUAAGGACCAUCAGCUCGGGCACAGCCAGUAUGACAAUGCAGCCUUGUGGGUUCUCCGCCAUGAACUCUGUCGAUGAAUCCCAGGCUGAGAGACGAGCGCAAGGCCUGGAGUGA
Messenger RNA from Drosophila ananassae, 2304 nucleotides. It is a transcript of the gene mRRF2, whose product is annotated as ribosome-releasing factor 2, mitochondrial. NCBI's taxonomy places the organism in Eukaryota, Metazoa, Arthropoda, Insecta, Diptera, Drosophilidae. Gene Ontology annotation, biological process: mitochondrial translation; ribosome disassembly. The coding region runs from base 79 to 2304 and encodes 741 amino acids. Gene Ontology annotation, cellular component: mitochondrion. The transcript is spliced from 9 exons. Gene Ontology annotation, molecular function: GTP binding; GTPase activity. The record is from RefSeq and is a predicted model, not a curated record.